Molecule: messenger RNA, 1320 nt
Organism: Lobosporangium transversale
Lineage: Eukaryota; Fungi; Mortierellomycota; Mortierellomycetes; Mortierellales; Mortierellaceae
Product: kinase-like domain-containing protein
Exons: 7
Coding region: 168-1202 (344 amino acids)
Biological process (GO): protein phosphorylation
Molecular function (GO): protein kinase activity; ATP binding
Source: RefSeq, a predicted model, not a curated record
CUUUUCAACUUUACUUCAAUCCAUUUGUUUUCUUAAUUUGCAAAAAAAAAAAAUAUAUAUAAAAAAAAUACGCGCGUGCGCUGUUGGAUCCAUUCGUUUUCUUGCACUAUUCAUUCAAAAGAGACCACUUUUUUUUCCUUUAUCAUCUCGUGAUCUAAGACACAGUAAUGAUCCGCAAAAAGAGAAACUUCAAGAACUUAGCCCUGGAUGAGGCUGCUAAUGAGAAUGCACCUCCUGGUGGAAGCGCUCAUGUACACAACUUGCCAGUAGCUCGUGGGGCACCAAUGCCAGCAAAUGCAUACUCACGAAGGGAGCCUCUACCUGACUUGGAACUUGGUGUUGAGUUCAAACUAGAUCUCAGGAGCGAGGACUUGCAAACACUUGAGGAACUCGGGGCUGGUAAUGGAGGCACUGUCAGUCGUGUAAUUCAUCUACCCACAAGAGCCAUCAUGGCACGAAAGGUCAUUCAUAUUGACGCUCAACCUGCCGUACGCAAGCAAAUCUUGCGUGAACUCCAGAUCAUGCACGAUUGCAACCAUCCCAAUAUUGUCUCGUUUUAUGGCGCAUUCUUGCAUGACAGUGAGAUUUCUUACUGCAUGGAAUAUAUGGAUGUAGGAGCAUUGGAUGGUAUUUGUGCAAAGAAUGGAGCCUUCCCCAUGGAUGUCAUUGGGCUCAUCACAGUCUCUGUACUUAAGGGACUGAGCUACCUUUACCAUAACCACAAAAUUGUUCAUCGAGAUCUCAAGCCUUCCAACAUCCUUAUCAAUUCUACGGGAAUGGUCAAGAUUUGUGAUUUUGGUGUCUCUGGACAACUUGUCAACUCAAUUGCCAAUACUUUUGUCGGAACCAGCAAUUACAUGUCGCCUGAGCGAAUUCGUGGAUGGAACUAUGGUGUACAAUCGGAUGUUUGGUCGCUCGGCAUUACCCUCAUGGAGUUGGCUCUGGGACGUUUCCCCUUGGAUGCUGAGUGUAAAUCGUUGACAAUCUUGGAACUGCUUCAGCAUAUUGUUAACGAGCCCCUACCUACCCUUCCUCGCGGUCAGUUCCCAGAAGACUUUUGCAAUUUUGUCGACGUUUGUUUGGCGAAGAACGUUGAAUCAAGACCCUCACCCGAUAUGCUGGCUAAUCAUGCAUAUUACCGCCGUGCAGAACAGGCGCAUGUGGACAUGGAGAAAUGGGUCAACAGUCUGGUCAAGAAGUAGUCACUGCUCUUAUGUCCUUCUUGAAUAGAGUGUACGCACCAUUUAGGUCCCACCUAUUUCUCUUCUUCUUGUUUUUUGCCUUUCCUUUUUUUUAUUUUUUUUUUUUUUUACCUUUCAA